Messenger RNA from Vidua chalybeata, 3505 nucleotides. RefSeq names its product family with sequence similarity 199, X-linked (gene FAM199X). Bases 74 to 1222 code for a protein of 382 amino acids. The record is from RefSeq and is a predicted model, not a curated record. The transcript is spliced from 7 exons. Lineage: Eukaryota; Metazoa; Chordata; Aves; Passeriformes; Viduidae.
GCCGCCGACUCCGUGUGCCCGAGGCGCUCCCGCCGCUGCCUGAGGCGCUCCUGCCGCCCUCGCGCCCGCCGCCAUGACCGAGGAGCCGUACGAGAAGUUCCUGACCCCCGAGGAGCCGUGCCCGCUGCUCUCGCACCAGCACCCGCCGCGGGGCGGCAGCUUGAGCCUGAGCGAGGAGGGCUGCCUGGACGUCAGCGAUUUCGGCUGCCAGCUCUCCUCCUGCCACCGCACCGACCCUCUGCACCGCUUCCACUCCAACAGGUGGAACUUGACAUCUUGUGGGACGAGCGUGGCCAGCUCGGAGUGCAGCGAGGAGUUGUUCUCAUCCGUGUCCGUGGGGGAUCAGGAUGAUUGUUACUCUCUGCUGGAUGACCAGGAGUUCACCUCUUUUGAUCUGUUCCCCGAGGGCAGUGUCUGCAGUGAUGUCUCCUCUUCUAUCAGCACAUACUGGGAUUGGUCAGACAGCGAGUUUGAGUGGCAGUUGCCUGGCAGCGACAUUGCAAGUGGGAGUGAUGUGCUUUCGGAUGUUAUACCGAGUAUUCCAAGCUCUCCCUGUCUGCUUCCCAAAAAGAAAAACAAGCAUAGGAAUCUUGAUGAGCUUCCAUGGAGUGCAAUGACAAAUGAUGAACAGGUUGAAUAUAUUGAGUAUUUGAGUCGCAAAGUCAGUACAGAGAUGGGCCUUCGAGAGCAACUUGAUAUUAUUAAAAUUAUUGAUCCUACUGCUCAGAUCUCACCUACAGAUAGUGAAUUCAUUAUUGAAUUGAACUGUCUCACAGAUGAAAAACUGAAACAGGUGAGAAACUACAUCAAGGAACACGGACCUCGCCAGAGGUCUGCAAGAGAGAGCUGGAAAAGGAGCAGCUACAGCUGUGCAAGUACCAGUGGUGUGAGUGGGGCCAGUGCCAGCAGCAGCAGUGCCAGCAUGGUCAGCUCAGCCAGCAGCAGUGGCUCCAGCGUUGCCAACUCCGCGUCAAACUCCAGUGCCAACAUGAGUCGAGCGCACAGCGACAGCAAUUUGUCCACAAGUGCUGCAGAAAGAAUCCGGGAUUCUAAAAAACGUUCCAAGCAACGGAAACUCCAGCAAAAGGCCUUACGGAAGAGACAGCUGAAAGAACAAAGACAAGCUCCAGUUAUUCAGAGUUUAAAAUGCCUCAGGGUUUUGUUGAGAGAAGACCCCAUCAUUUUGAUGAGGUACAGUUCAUUCUGGUCACCUGUCUACUAGCUUCCAGAGAUCAUGAAGUGAGGGAGGAUAGUAUUUCCAUCAUAGUGUGAGCAUGUAAGUAUAAAUUAUUCUAAGUGAUUAGAUGGGUCCAGUUGCUCAUCUGUUACAUUGGACAAAAAGGUCCUGGGUGCCAGAAUAGCUGAUUGUGCUGUGUUGUCUCCAGCAGGUACUUCAGUCAUGUGUGUGACAGUUAAAAUGAUAGAAGAGAGUGGAUUUCCAGGGAUUCCAUACUAAUAAUUUGUAGCUCUGUGAUCUCAUAGAUCCAGGAUGCUCAUAAGAAUACAAAGAAUACAAAACUCUGAAUGUUCUGGUAAGAAUGCAGAAUAACAUCUUGCUUACCUUGAAUGUUCUUUGCAAGUACUCAGAGAUAUAAUGUUGUCUUUCACUGAUCUCAGAGAAUCAGGCCUGAAGUGACUGUGGGAUUCAGGAGUUCUCACAUACUUCUACACAUUUGGGUUUUUUUUUCCUUUUUCUUUCUCAUCCUCUGUCAUUCCAGUGACACACUCAUUUUGUGGUGGGGGGAGGUUUCUUGUCAGAUUCAUGUUUUUCCCUGCAGCAUGCUCAAUGUUUACUCAGGAAGACCCCAUCCAUGGUGGUUUUAAAAGACAUGUAAAUGUGGCACUUAGACAUGGUUUAGUGGUGGGCUUGGCAGUGUUAGAUUUAGGGUUGGAAUUGAUGAUCCUAAAAGGACUUUUCCAAUCUGAAUCUAUUAAUUUGUGUGAAAUACCUGUGGUAGUAGUCAAACAGUUGGAAUGUCAGUGAAAUCUGGUCUUACUGAUUUAAGUUUUGGCCUUUGUGGCUACAGGUGUAACUCCUGGGUUCUGAUAAAGAAGAGUAACAGAUGGCUAAAAUAAUGCAUCGUUAUUGUGGCUUUUCCUUAAAAAAAUAAAUAAAAUCCCUGCUUUUUAUUAAUAGAGGAAAAAUGUCAAGCUUAAAAGUAACACAGAGACACACAGGAAAAAGCUAAAAAGCUCACAGUUACAUGGCUUCAUGGUACUGAAACUGUGUCUGUAGGAACUUUGUCCCCACUGCAAUGUGGAUAUAAACAAUUUACAUUUUGUAAUGACAACAGUUUGCUUCCAUGGUAACUUUUUUGCUUAAAAGGCUUAGAAGGAGCACUGAAAGUCUGAUUGCAAUAGGACUGUAAACAAGAGAGAACAUUAUUUUCUAAUAUGAUUUUAAAUAUGAGGAAGAAAGCUGCCUGAGAAACUUGGCUGAUUUCUGUGUAUCUAAUGUCAUCUUUUGUUCAAAUACCUAUUUUUUUUAAUCUGGGAAGCUGAUAAAAAGAUGGUUACCAUGUGCUCAGUAUGGGGUGCUUACUUGGAAGAGCAGGAAAAGUCUUUGUAAGACUUUCCUGGGCUCAAAUUUUAGUUCUCAUAUUGUGGUUUGAAACCUGUGAAGAUCAUUCUCUGGGGAGAAAACAAACCAACCAACCUGCUUGAACUUACUUACAUGCAUUUACAUCAUACACAAUACAGAAGGAUAAAAAUGGUAAUAUUUGCUGUUCAUCUAUGCUGAAUGGCCUGAAGCCAUUUCUUUUCUCCUAACACUCUUUCAACUUUGAAAUCAGUUGAUGCAUUGGUCUAUAAAUAUUAAUAAACCUGACUGUUUUGGGAGCUUUUAAAGUUCGUUCAUAUAAGCCAGAUUUUCAUGGCAGAUGUUGUUAGAUUUAUUGGUUUAAUUUUCUUAAGCUUACUGAUCUUGCAAUUCUUGGGCACAGAAAAGUCAACAGUUGUCCAUUUAAGGAUUGCAAAGAUUAGUUUGUUAAUCUAUCAAGAGCAAAUCUAUGUAAUAUUGAAAGUUUGUCUAUUUUGACUGUUAACUCUGAUGAAUCAUAUUAGCAUUCUCUCUCAUCUGGCUAACUUUAAAACACUUCCAAAUUACAAAUAAAUUCUCUAUUGUAAAAAAAAAAUGUAAUAUGGAAGCCUUGAAUAUAGUUAAUAACCAAAGUAAGGGGAAGGUGGGGGGUUGAUUUUUUUUUUUCUUUUUGUGGGAGGGAGAGAUGAGGAUAUAGAUUAGAGUAUAUGGUAUUGCUUAAAUUGAGGGUUUUUUCCCCCCAGGUUCUCUGCUAAUUGUAUUGCUAAAAUGCACUUUUGUAUAGAAAACCGUUCUCUGUACAUUCUGUAUCUACUUUACACAAUGUUUAUAGAGAUUUUUCUGAAGUUGUGAAGGAUUUACUGAAAGCUCUGAUGCUGUUGAAUUCAAGUUUUCAUUGUAUUUGAAAAUAGUUAUGUGCAUAUUGAAGUACAGGUUGGAAUUAAAAUUAAUGAUAUAGCAACGAUA